Messenger RNA from Eimeria tenella, 513 nucleotides. RefSeq lists its product as uncharacterized. Lineage: Eukaryota; Apicomplexa; Conoidasida; Eucoccidiorida; Eimeriidae. The coding region runs from base 1 to 513 and encodes 170 amino acids. The transcript has 2 exons. The record is from RefSeq and is a predicted model, not a curated record.
AUGCGCCUUCCAGUGACUCCGCAGCAGCAGCAGCAGCAGCAGCAGCGGCAGCAGGCGUUGCUGCACUCAACAUUCUCCCGCAGGUACAGGUUGCGACGUCGUCAGCAAGAGCUGCAACAGCAGCAGCAGCAACAGCAGCACCAGCAGCAGCAAAUGACGGCCGAUGUGCUUACUCUGGGAAACGGCAGCAGCAUCGACCGAAGCAGCAGCGACCGCAGCAGCAGCAACGUCAACCACAACAGCAGCAACAGCAGCAGCAGCAGCAGCAGCAGCACAGCAGUAUACGGCAGCGCCCACAUAGGACCAAGGAUGAACUGUGAGCGCCCUGCACCGUUAGCAGUACCUGCUUCGGCAGCAGCAGCAUCAGCAGCAGCAGCAGCAGCAGCAGCAGAUGCUGCACCUGCAGGGCCGGUUAGGAGGCGGCCCCCAGCUAGCCGCAUUCCUGAGUCUGCAAUUGCUGCUGCUGCUGCUUCGGACAGACUGCAGCAGCGGCAGCAGGCCACGGCAGGUUGA